Molecule: messenger RNA, 740 nt
Organism: Odontomachus brunneus
Lineage: Eukaryota; Metazoa; Arthropoda; Insecta; Hymenoptera; Formicidae
Gene: CCDC53
Product: WASH complex subunit 3
Exons: 4
Coding region: 98-646 (182 amino acids)
Biological process (GO): exocytosis; actin filament polymerization
Cellular component (GO): WASH complex
Source: RefSeq, a predicted model, not a curated record
CUCUUCAUAUCUGACAUACAGUGAAGCAAGAUGUCUGCUAUCAGCGUGAUACGAGUUGACAACUUGUCAAACUGAAGGCGGAUAAUCGCGCUGCACGAUGAGUGAUUAUAAGAUGCCGAUAAUCGAACCGACUAUAGACUACACAAAGGUACCGCCGAUCAAUCAAAAGCGAACGGUUUCUUUUAUCAAUCAUUUUAUUACUCAUACCGUUACGUUUCUGAAUAAGUUUGCCUUGUCCUGCGAGGAGAGACUGUACGAGUUUGAAAAUAAGUUGCAAAAGUUAGAAGCAUCGUUAGAGAUACUAGAGUCGCGGCUGUCCUCUAUAUCUGGUUUAGAACAAGAAUAUCGUAAAGAAUUGGAUAAUGUUCAGAAUAAUGUGAGUAAGUCAGAAGAAAUAGAGGCAUGUCAAGUGAAUGAACCUGAUGAUAGAGAGGUAGAGCCUAAAGAUGAAGAGGAAGAUGAGCAUGCUGUAAGCAAAGAUCCUCGUUAUGAGAAAUUCUUUAAAAUGAUUCAUUUUGGUGUACCAAAACAAGCAGUCAGACUAAAGAUGGAGCAGGAAGGACUGGAUGCAUCUGUACUGGACAGUCCACAACAGGUAGUUUCUAUACAACGGCCAUCAGAUAAAAGUGAGAAUCAAGAUGAAUAAUGUUACUAAAUAGCAUUACUUAUGUUAGAUAUAUCAAGUGAUUUUUACUUUAUACAGCUUAUUGAGAAGAAAUAAAGAAAUACACAAAUCCCUA